CAACCCAUCUCCUCCUCCACCGCCAAGGCGCGUGUGUAGAACUUCUUCCCCUCACGCCCCAUCCCACUCUGAAGCUAGCGGUUCCGGCCCCCGCUCAUCCCGUCGUGUCGUGUUCCUGUCCCAGAAUGCCCUGCGCCGAAUCAUGGACCACAAUGACAAUGAUUUGCAAGGCACCAAUAGUUCUGGCUCCUUGGGUGGUCUUGAUGUUCGCCGACGCAUUCCUAUAAAACUCAUCUCCAAACAGGCCACCAAAGCCAAACCAGCACCCCCUCGUCCUGCCAGGAAUAUGAAUAGGGGCCCAUCAAAGGCUGGUGAAGAAGAUAAUGACAUCCAGUUUUGACAUGGUAGUGGCUGGUCCAAAUCUCUUCUGUGGUUUUUGUAUGGUGUCAUCAGAUCAAAGUCAACAAAGGUGGGCUGAGCUAGACUGAUCUGUUUUCACUUUUAUCUCAAUAACCAACCUGUCCAUCACUCUGUAAGAAAUGGAACUGAAGAGCUCCCCUGCCCCCAGUCAUUCUCAAGGUGAACUUACGCUAUUCCUCAGACAAGAAGAAUUUGAUUAUAACGAAGAACAGCAGUAUGAAUGCAAAGGUAGUGAUGUAUUUGGUAAUCAAAGAAGGUUCCCUGGACAUCUCUUCUGGGACUUCAAGAUAAAUUUACUCGGAGAAAAAGAUGAUACCCCCGUCCAUUUCUGUGACAAGUGUGGACUGCCCAUCAAGAUGUAUGGACGCAUGAUACCUUGCAAGCAUGUUUUCUGCUACGAGUGUGCUCUGUUGCAUGAAAAGAAAGGUGACAAGAUGUGUCCAGGCUGUAACGAAUCUGUACAGCGAAUUGAGCAGUGUGUACGAGGGUCUCUCUUCAUGUGUAGCAUUGUCCAAGGAUGCAAGAGAACAUACUUAUCCCAGAGAGACUUGCAGGCUCACAUCAACCACCGUCACAUGAGAGCAGGGAAACCAGUUGCACGUCCUCCUCUAGAGCCUGUUCAUCCUCCUGUUGCUCCGCCUCCUGCUGAGAUCCCGGAGCGGUUCAUAAUGCCUUCGGACAAGCACCAUCUGAGCCACAUUCCACCAAAGCAGCACAUCAUGAUGCCACCUCCACCACUUCAGCACGUGCCACAUGAGCAUUAUAACCAGCCACACGAAGACAUCCGGGCAUCCCCAGCAGAGAUGUCCAUGGCUCCACCUCCCCCUCGCUCAGUCAGUCAAGACACCUUUCGUAUUUCAACAAGAAAACACAGCAAUCUCAUCACUGUGCCCAUACAGGAUGAUUCAAACUCUGGUACUCGAGAACCACCACCACCUGCCCCAGCACCUACUCACCAUCAUCCUGAAUACCAGGGUCAACCUGUGGUUUCCCACCCUCAUCAUAUUAUGCCGCCACAGCAACAUUAUGCACCACCCCCUCCCCCACCCCCGCCAAUAAGCCAUCCAAUGCAACAUCCCCCCCAGGGUGCAGGUACUCCUCAUCUGGUUUACAGCCAAGCUCCACCCCCUCCAAUGACCUCUGCCCCUCCACCAAUAACUCCUCCCCCUGGACAUAUUAUUGCCCAACUGCCACCAUAUAUGAAUCAUCCUCCUCCGGGACCACCACCACCUCAGCAUGGUGGCCCACCGGUCAAUGUCAGUGCACCCCCUCCCCAUCACUACAACCCUAAUGCUUUGCCACAGUUCAGUGAAGAUCAAGGAACUCUCAGUCCACCUUUCACACAGCCAGGGGGAAUGAGUCCAGGUAUUUGGCCUGCUCCAAGAGGGCCACCUCCACCUCCACCAAGAAUGCAAGGUCCACCUUCUCAGGCUCCACUUCCUGGACCACACCACCCUGACCAGGCCAGAUACAGGCCAUACUAUCAAUGAUAUUAAGAGUAACUUGAACUAAUGUAUGAUAUAGGAAGGAUAACAUCCUAAACAGGGGCUUUUAAAUGAACCUGACUGUUUGGGGAUUUCUCCCCCCUUCCCUCAAAUUUAUUUGAGGGGAAGAAAAAACCUUAUGACUGUAAAACUCUCUGGGGACUUGAAUCUUAAGGUAAAAGUUUUAAAACUUGACUGUAGGACUUUGAUGCCUGAUAUAUUGUAGUGUUAAGAAAAAGUGGCUCUGUAGUUAAGAACUACAUUUUAACAGACAUUGUGCUGUAGCCUGGUUGAUCUACCCCCAGCUAUGAAUGUUUGUGAGACUUCUCAAACAACCCAACAUUUAUUGUACCACUCUUAAAGUCUUCUUGUUAAAUCUGAUGCUUAGUUUCACUUGUGAUCCUUUUUUCUCUUUAUUUUUGUCAACCUGUGUAUAAUUAAAUUUAAGAUACAGUCCAAAAAUGUUUGCGGCCCCCCCCCCCCCCAAUGGAUGGAAUUUAUUUCUACUUCUUGUUUAGGGGCAGAGUAGAGUGUAAAGAAAGAAGAAAUCAUUUUUUGUAUUUGCAUUUCUCCAGCCAGCAUGACAACACUUCAUAUAAUUGGUUGUUGAGCUGUUACAGAGAAUUAGUAAAAAGAAUAGGUCAAGGAACCUUUUCUUGUCGUAUGAAUGUUGUUACUGAGGAAGCAUUUUUUUGAAUUUCACAGAAGACAUGGGUAUAUGAAGUCAGAGCCUUCUUCAGCUAGGCAUGCAAAAGUUUUCUUUUUCCCUUUAGCAUUUCAUUUUUAAGAGGAGGUUACAGAAGUUUAUUUUACAGUAAUAACAUCAUAGCAGAAGCUGUUAAGUUCAUAACAAAUUUAAGGUGCUCCCCUAUACACAAAAUAAAACGUGCUUCACUGUUUACAGAUCAUUCUAUGUUGAGGUGACUUUGGAAAUAAGUUACGAUAAUGUUGAAAUUUGAGCUCAGUUUCUGUGUGUUGAAUUCUGAAUCCGUUUUUCAGUUACAAAAGGCACUUCUGCUAGUAGAGUGGAAUUUCCUUCCACCCUCUCAGUUCUUCAAAAGGAAGCUCCUAGGGGAUAAGGGACCUUCAGGAAUAACAUGAGGGUUGAAUUGGGGGGCCUUCACUUUGGGGGGAUCAAUUAAAAUGUCCCCUCCCUCUUCUGAUGGCAGAAAAUAAUUCCACCCUGCCACUCCCCACCCCCACCAUUCCCUAGUUAAAUAGUAAAAUUUAGGUGGCUUUGUCUGAAUUUCCUGUGUGGUAUAUUACUUACCAAUGCAACUAGAUGGUUUGAGAAUUAGAGACCACUUCAUACAUUAAGCUUUUUACAUGUAACAUGUUAUACGUGUAAGCAUUUUUUGUAGCCAAUCAGUGCUUGCUACCAGUUGUAUCAUUCAUCCUCAGGGAGAUGGAAUGGAUGGGUGGUGAUCAAUGUGUUUGCUGCUGGGUAGCACAGUGUCUCACAGACUCCUUCACAUGAUAAAUAUCCGUGGUGAGGGAUCUGGAUGCAGUUCUGCUGACUUGAAAAAUGACCAACUGAUACUGUGAAUGACCCCCGCCCCCCACAAACACAUCUCUCUUGGGACUGGCUAGCUGUGACCUUGCAUACUUCCUUAAAAUGUUUGCUAAGGACAAAUGCAGAUGUAACUGAGGCAAUCUCUUAACUCCAGUUAAGAGUGCAGGAACAGAUAACAACAGGAUGUACACUGUCCCACCCACCCCCAAUGGUACAAAUCUCCCACAUUUAACAGCUUUAAAAUAGUGCCAUGAACAUAAACUGGUUAAGAGUAACAAGGUUGCCUGUUCAGCUAAAGGGUUGGAUCCAAAGCCCAACCUGUUUAGUGAAACUGUGGGACAGGGCUCCCCUGCCUUCCCCUUUCUGCUAUAGCUCACUAAGCCUCUGAAAUUGAGGUCAGGGGACCCUCAAGAACAGAGCAGGAAGGGUGAAGCAGAGUUCAGUGUUGGAGGAGAGGAAAUCAGUUGAGAAAAAUCACGCUUUCCCAUCAGCAGAAGUUCUGUAACACCAACAGAGUGAUUUCUUUUGAUCUAGUCCAGUAUUCUUAUUCUUCGUUGUUGCUUGGGGUUGCUUAGCAAAUCCAACAGAGAACCAGAAUAACUAAAGUAAAUGUUGGUGACAAACUAAAUCUCAUCUGUGUAGAUAUGGGAUGGGUGUGUGUGUGAGAGAGAGUGGAGAACUGCACCAGAGAAAGAUUAUAAUCGAUGUUAAGAUAGAGCGUUGGAUCCUGUCGAAAUAUCUGUGCAUAUGAGGGGGUAGACUUCUCUGAUUCCUCCCUCCCUUGGUAUCCCUCAAACGUAGCUUUCUUGCUGUAGUUGGGGGCCCCAUUCUCCAAGAAUGGCGUUUUGGAACUGAUGUGGGUGGCUGGAGGUGGGCAAGCUGUGUUUCUGUGCGUGGAAAUUUUAAGCGUGAUCCACCCCAUAGCUCUCUUUAUGUCUAAAGUCUGAUAAAUUGGUUUGCAAAAGAAAAGACACACUUAUGUAGCAUUUUCAGUAGUUUGUGCAUUGCAUUCUCAAAUUGCAUCUAUUAGGUGUAGGACUGGAAUCUGUGUUGUUUCUUUAGGAAGACCUGUGCCAGUUUUUCUUUUUCUUAAAUAUUUAGUACUAUGUAACUUUUCCUAUUAGCAAUUCCAUUAGAGAUUUAGGACUUACUAUAUGAUACGGGGAGCACAGCCCAUACUUAAAUUGCUUCUUUGGCUUUGCUAAACCUUGGUUCAGCUCUAGUGCAGCACAGUGUCAAGACUGACUCAUGGACUGGAAUGCUCAGUUUCUUCAGCAUCAAAGAGAUGUAGCCAGCAAGUUCAUCAUGAUGAGAAUCCGCAUCCACAUCUGGACACAUUAUCUCCCAUAGUUGUGUGUUAAACAUUUGCAUUUGUACUUCUUUAAACCUCAAAAAAAUUAUUCAGUCUGCCAGCGGAAUUUCAAUUCCCCAUAAAUGUUAUUAAAUAGGAUUUUGAUGGAUCCCCCCCCUCCCCCCGGCAUGCAAUUAAUACAAAUAAUAUGGUACUCUUCUACUUACAAAACACAGAUCACUGGUAGGUUUUAAGAACGAGGGUGUUUGUUGUAUUCUUACGGUUUUGACUGAUGAUGUUCAAGCAAAUAAAUGUGCUGCUGUCCUUUGAA
Molecule: messenger RNA, 4979 nt
Organism: Sphaerodactylus townsendi
Lineage: Eukaryota; Metazoa; Chordata; Lepidosauria; Squamata; Sphaerodactylidae
Gene: CBLL1
Product: Cbl proto-oncogene like 1
Exons: 7
Coding region: 480-1850 (456 amino acids)
Biological process (GO): protein ubiquitination; regulation of cell adhesion
Molecular function (GO): ubiquitin protein ligase activity
Source: RefSeq, a predicted model, not a curated record